Molecule: messenger RNA, 1388 nt
Organism: Scatophagus argus
Lineage: Eukaryota; Metazoa; Chordata; Actinopteri; Scatophagidae
Gene: dhrs7b
Product: dehydrogenase/reductase (SDR family) member 7B
Exons: 8
Coding region: 38-1072 (344 amino acids)
Cellular component (GO): membrane
Molecular function (GO): oxidoreductase activity
Source: RefSeq, a predicted model, not a curated record
UAAUGGCACAAGUCAUCAUGAAUAAACUGCUAGCUGGAUGACAGGCGGCGGACGCACUUUUGUCGUCAUGCGAACCCGGAACUACUCCCGUCACCGACUCAAACUCCUUGGGAGGACAGGGAGGCGAUUGUCACCUAUGGAGCACGUCAUGGCAGGGGUAGUGCUUCAGCUGGGUUUAGCCAGUGCGGGGGUCUUGCUACUUUAUCAGAUACUUGUCCGCCUCAGAAAGGGAGCUGCUCUGCAGGAUGCUGUGGUGGUCAUCACAGGGGCCAGCUCAGGACUGGGCAAAGAGUGUGCACGGGUCUUCCAUGCUGCAGGCGCACGGCUCGUGCUGUGUGGACGAGAUGCAGCCCGUUUGAAGCAGGUGGUCCAGGAGCUUACAGCGAGUUCGACAGGCUCGCAUCCACAGACUUACACUCCCAGCACUGUUAUCUUUGACCUGGCUGACAGAGACGCAGUGGACAGAGCUGCAGGGGAGAUCAUGAAAUGUUAUGGACAAGUGGAUGUCCUCAUUAAUAAUGCUGGAAUCAGUUACCGUGGCAACAUACUGGAUACUCACAUUUCAGUUCAGCGGGAUGUUAUGGAAACAAAUUACUUUGGGCCCAUUGCUCUUACUCAAGCUCUGCUGCCCUCCAUGGUUCGCAGACGCAGUGGCCACAUUGUCGUCAUUAGCAGUGUCCAGGGCAAGAUAGCCAUUCCCUAUAGAUCAGCUUAUGCAGCUUCUAAGCACGCCACCCAGGCCUACUUCGACUGCUUACGGGCAGAGAUCGAGCUCCACGGGAUUCAAGUGACAGUUAUCAGUCCUGGGUACAUCCGAACCAACCUGUCAGUCAGCGCCGUCACAGGAGACGGCAGCAAAUAUGGAGUUAUGGAUAAAACCACAGCAAUGGGUCGGGACCCUGCUGAUGUGGCUCAGGCGGUUCUGAAGGCUGUCUGUCAGAGGAGCAAAGAUGUUGUUUUGGCAGGACCUCUGCCUACCCUGGCCAUCUACCUCCGCACACUGUGGCCCGCGCUCUUCUUCAAACUCAUGUCCUCUCGUGCUCGCAAGGAGCAGAAACCCAAAGAUGAGUGAGGCUCACAACACGUUGAAGGCUCAUGGACCAAAACAUGAAACUGACUGCUUCACGUGGAGGUCAGUUGGACAUGAGAUGCGUAUGAAUUGUUUACAGUGUCACUUGUUUAGCGGUUGAAACAAACCAGAGACCCUUACGUUGUAAAGCUGAGUCGUUUUGAUUUGGAUUCCGAUUUGGUUUACAUAAAUACUGCUCAAGCUGUUACCUUUGUUGCAGGAGCAUUACUGUUAACUUGUAACUUCAUGAUGUCCGUCAGGUCUGGGAAAUAUUUUCAAAUGAUAAAGAGAAUAAAUAAGGUUUAAUUUGUAAACAUGA